CUCUCUCUAGGCUUCUUAAGUUGAGACCAUUCUUUCCUGGCAUGUCUAUUGUGCUGUUGUUUCAUAGAACACCAUUUCGAUCAUCACAUUUGUUUUUUGUCAUUAUUAAAAAUCGAUUCUUGGCCUAAUAUGCCAAAUGCUUCGCUGUUAGUUCUUGACAGACUAAUUUAUUCUGUUUAUUUAAAGAUGUUAUUUCAUGUUUAAGAGCCCUUCAUUGGCUGUCCAUCUUCAUCACAAUUUAACUAGAAGGGCUCUUGAUUCUGUCGGUGGUAGUUACAAUUUUGUUAGCACUCACAAGAAAUCCGUUUCAAAAAAAGUUUGAAUUCAUAAUCAAGUCUCAACUACUUCUGUGAUUGCUAGAAAAAGAUUUCUGCUUUUUACCAGUAUAAAAAUUAGAGCCUAUUGAUGCUCAAUUUGUGCUGUGGGAAAUGGAUCAUUCACAGAGAUCAGCGGUUGAGAUCAGCAAGGAUGAAAAUGGGGUCACACAAGUGCUGCUUCAAAGUCCACGUGGCGCAUCGGUUAGGAUCAGUCUCCAUGGAGGGCAGGUCCGAUCAUGGAAAACAGAACGAGGGGAGGAACUGUUGUUCACUAGUUCUAAGGCGAAUUUGAAGCCUCCGGGAGGUGUGAGAGGAGGGAUUCCCAUCUGUUUCCCGCAGUUUGGGAAGCGCGGCUCGUUGGAGAAGCAUGGAUUUGCAAGGAAUAGGAUAUGGAUGAUUGAUGAGAAUCCUCCACCUCUGCCGUCUGCUGAUCAUGGUAACAAAGCAUUCAUUGAUUUGAUUCUCAAAUCAUCCGAUGAUGAUCUCAAAAUCUGGCCUCAUAGUUUUGAGUUCCGGAUUAGGGUGAAUCUGAGCGUUGAUGGAAGUUUAAGCCUGACUUCACGAAUCCGCAAUGUCAACUGCAAGCCCUUUAGCUUCUCGUUCGCUUAUCACACUUACUUCUCUGUCUCGGAUAUCAGUGAGGUGAGAGUAGAGGGGUUGGAAACACUUGACUAUCUCGACAGCCUGUUCAACAAAGAGCGUUUCACAGAACAAGGCGACGCGUUAACAUUUGAAUCCGAGGUUGAUCGCGUAUAUCUUGGCUCUAGGGACGCGGUGGCAGUGUUUGAUCACGAGAGAAAGAGGACUUUCGUGAUCAGAAAGGAAGGGCUUCCAGAUGUAGUGGUGUGGAAUCCGUGGGAGAAGAAGGCAAAGACGAUAGCUGAUUUGGGAGACGAUGAGUACAAGCAGAUGCUGUGUGUGGAUGCAGCAGCUAUAGAGAAGCCGAUUGCUCUCAAACCGGGAGAGGAGUGGACAGGGCGAGUCGAGCUGUCUCUCGUCGCAUCCAUACAGUAGAUUUCAUGUUGAAACUAAUAGGAGUUUUACUAACUAAGUCAGCUGGUGGCCUUUUUCUGUGUCACCUCAAAUAACAAUGCUCAAAGCAGAAGAAGCCAUUUUCCUGUAUUUUGUGAGAAUGGCUGGCUGAUUUGUGUUGUGUGGUGUGGUUUUUGUGAGUAUUUUGAAGUGUACAAGUUGUGAUAUAAAAUUUAGUUCUGUUUAA
Messenger RNA from Salvia hispanica, 1536 nucleotides. RefSeq names its product Galactose mutarotase-like superfamily protein. Gene Ontology annotation, biological process: carbohydrate metabolic process. The record is from RefSeq and is a predicted model, not a curated record. Gene Ontology annotation, cellular component: cytoplasm. Gene Ontology annotation, molecular function: carbohydrate binding; glucose-6-phosphate 1-epimerase activity. NCBI's taxonomy places the organism in Eukaryota, Viridiplantae, Streptophyta, Magnoliopsida, Lamiales, Lamiaceae.